Bufo bufo (common toad) is the source of this 4026-nucleotide messenger RNA. RefSeq names its product zinc finger protein 592 (gene ZNF592). The record is from RefSeq and is a predicted model, not a curated record. The transcript is spliced from 10 exons. The coding region runs from base 203 to 3982 and encodes 1259 amino acids. Lineage: Eukaryota; Metazoa; Chordata; Amphibia; Anura; Bufonidae.
GUCUUUCUCCGCCAUGUUAGUUUCUCCGGGUCCCGGCCUACUGAUCAGGCCAAUUCCUGGUAUGAUCAUCCGGUUCCAAGCUGGGCUACGUCCCCGGUGGCUGUACGUGUGAUCGGCGGACACAGGGCGGGGGCUUUGUGUGCGGCACCCACGGUAGUGGAGCCAUGCAUUAGACCUACCAGAUACCGUUACAUUUCCAGUCAUGGGGGACAUGAAGACUCCAGACUUUGACGAUCUUCUUGCUGCUUUUGAUAUCCCUGAUGCGACAAGUUUGGAUGCCAAGGAAGCUAUCCAGGCUACAAGUGAUGAACAAGAAAACCAUCUGAAACCAUCAGGAAUGUGUUUGGAUGAGAAUCUGUCUUUGACUCAGUCUGUGCCUGCCCCUGAUGUCCCAGCAGUUAGCGUUAUUGUGAAAAACACCAGCCGACAGGAGUCAUUCGAGGCAUCUGAAAAGGAAGGAAAUCAUAUGGGUCCAACUUUACUACAAAAUGGAUUCCGUGGCCCUGACGUGGGCACUGAUCCUCAUGCUGUCGGACCAGGCUACGGAAAAUUUGAACCAGGAUUCAUAAAUGGGGACAACUCGCGGGGUUACACAGAUAAAAUGGAGUCACACAAAACAGAACCAUUGCCAACGUUUAGCCAGUUUAGCCCUAUUUCUAGCCCUGAGCCAGAAGACUCAAAAGAUAAUGGGAUCCUGAGCAAGCAGAAGGCAGCGGAAUCUCCUUAUUUCCCACAGCCUUCCAUGUAUGAAGAAGGUUGCAUAGUAGAUUCACUAAGAAAGCCCUCCGAGCCAGAGCUGAGUAUGUUUGAUGAAUACUGUAAAAAGGAGCAAAAAUCUGACUGCCUGGAAGCAGAGAAAGAUAGAUCUGAGCAAACCCGAGGUACAGACAAAAACAGCAGUUUCCUUGGGUCAUCCUUGCCAUUUAAGGAUGCGGAAGAUAGCAGCAGUUCUCAGGAGAAAGUAUUUCCAGGGCCAGGAGACUCUUUUGGUAAUGCGGCUGGCACAUCAGCUCUUUGUUCCUCCUCUGUGCCACCUCGGCAGCGUAUUAAACCUGCACAUUCAAAGUUAUCCUCUUGUGUAGCUGCUUUGGUGGCCCUUCAGGCUAAAAAAGUUGCAGUGGUCCCUAAGGAGGAAUCCCUGUCUAAAGAAAUGAGUGCCCCAUUAAAAGAAAGUAUUAAGGGGAGUCCUAAAAUGCCAAAGUCUCCUAAAAGUCCAAGAAGUCCGCUAGAGGUGGUAAAGAAGAUUAUUAAAAACCCAGAUAGCCCCAUGAGUGUCUGCAGUGACACCAGCAGUAAAGAUUCUCCAUCAGUUUGUGCUGGUUCUCCUCCUGCAAUUCCCAAAGUGAGGAUAAAAACUAUAAAAAUGUCAUCCGGCGAGAUCAAAAGAACUGUAACUAGGAUUUUGCCAGAAGUUGAACCGGAUGAUUCGGUAAAAUCUCCAGAGGACUUUCUGGGGGAAAAUUCAUCUGGGGAAGAUGUCAAACCUCCUAUGCCCCCGGAAGAAGUGACUGAUUCAGAAAAGGAGAAAGCAAAGAACUGUGGAAAAACUACAACCACACCUAGUGUCCAAGGACAGAAUGCUGCUAGCCCUCAAGUAUCGAACUCUAAAGGGGAGAAAAAGAAAGCGGUGCAAGGUCCAGGCCUUCAGAAUCCUGGCGGUGGUUCCACGAAGCCCUCUAACAGCUCCCAGAACAAAAAGCAGUCUACAGCUUCCACCAAGACUACGUCUAAUUCAACCGCUUUGCUCCCCAAGGCAGUUCACCUUGCUAACCUUAACUUGGUCCCUAACAGUGUCACUUCCACUGUUGCAGUGAAGACUACAACAGUAAGGCAGACACAGGGACAAGGAACACCUAUGGCCGUGCCACUGGUACACCAAGUUAAAAUGGCUGCUCCUGUCAUUGUGGAGGCUUUCAAUAAACUUCUGCACAGCGCUAAUCCUGUCCCAACAUAUACUCCAAAUUUGAAUCCCCCUCCUGACAGUAAUAUUACACUGCCACCUACAGGUUACACGUGUCUGGAGUGUGGGGAUUCCUUUGCCUUGGAGAAGAGCCUUGCACAGCAUCAUAGUAGACGAAGUAUCCAUAUUGAAGUAAUGUGCACACAGUGCUCUAAAACGGUGCAGUUCUACAACAAAUGUAGUUUGCUCGGCCAUGCCAGGGAACACAAGAGCAAGGGGCUGAUCAUGCAGUGUUCGCAGCUGAUGAUGAAGCCCAUUUCUGCGGAGCAGAUGCUGGCACUUCCUCCUUUAGUUGCCUCUGUCCUGGCAGCUCAGCCUUCAUCUUCCAACCAACGAACAGUAGCAUCAACAGCUUCUCUUGGAGUGUGGUCUGGGACCUCCUCCUAUGCCCCGCCAGCUAUGCCACUUUAUGCAGACCCAUAUGGACUUAUACGCCAUGGGUUCAAGUGUUUGGAGUGUAGCAAGCAGGUUGAGGACUAUACCUCUCUAGCAGGACAUUAUCAGAGAGUGGCAGAGGAAAAAGAUGGACUUACCUGCCAGGUUUGCCAGAUGAUGCUCCCUAAUAAGUGUAGUUAUGGGGCUCACCAGCGCAUUCACACCCAUAAAUCUCCAUACUGCUGCCCAGAAUGCGGCGUCCUGUGCAGAUCCGCAUAUUUCCAGACCCAUGUUAAGGAGAACUGCCUGCACUACACUCGUAAAGUGGCGUUCCGGUGCAUUCACUGCGGGGUGGUGUUUAUGUCUCUGGGUCUGCUGAAAGUACAUAUCCAGGACAAACAUUGUGAGGUGUUCCACAAGUGCUCCUUCUGCCCCAUGGCCUUCAAGAGCACAGAAAGUACGGCUGCCCAUAUCACUGCCCAGCAUCCCACCGCAAGCCACAAGAAUGCACAGAUUAUCUAUAAGUGUUCGUGUGAGACGGUCUUCAAUAAGAAGAGACUUUUGCACCAGCAUUUCUACCAGAAUACAAACAGUCUGCUCGUCAGUGUCUUCAAGUGUCCAGAGUGUCAGCUGGCAUACAUGCAGAAGCAGUUACUGGUGCAGCAUCUUAAGGGUGUCCAUGGCCUUCCUAAAAACCAAGAAGGUUCCUCAAACACUCAGAAAAAGUCAGAUACCACUUCAGAAAAAAAUGAUGACUCCACUGCAGCAUCAAAAUCAUCUGCCAGAGGCGAGGGCACUUCCUCUACCAACAAAAGAGACAGCGAGUCUUCACAGUCACAUCACAAGCAGAAACUAUCUGGCUACACAUGUGGAGAGUGCUCCGAGUGGAUCCUGGACAGGGAGACAUAUGUCUUCCACAUGAAGAAAAGUCAUGGCAGGAGCAUGAAGCGGUACCCAUGCCGGCAAUGUGAGCGUUCCUUUAACUCUACAACCAGCUUACGACGACAUGCUAGAAACAACCACGAUACAAAAAAGGAGUACGCCUGUUGCUAUUGUGCGGAGAAGCCUACUUUUGCCAAGCCGUCCAUGUUGGCCAAUCACAUCAUUUUAAUGCACGGCAUAAAAAACCCUGAACUUACUCAGCUACCCUCUUCAAAAACAACAAGUUCACCUGCAGACAGUGGAGCUGCAGAGAAGACUGCUGGUCCAAAGAAAGCUGUCAAAAAGGAACUUGAGAACUCAAAUGCAAAUGAUGAGCCACAUGCUAAGAAGUUGAAAGCAGCGUAUAAAUGUGCAAAGUGUGGCUUUACUGCAAACAGCAGUGAAGAAUUUUUAGAGCACAUACCACAGCAUAAAAGUGACAACUCGACGUGCCAGUGUGUGCACUGCGGCCUGUGUUACACCUCCCAAAUAUCACUCAACAGACACCUCUUUAUUGUGCACAAGGUCAAGGAAGAAGAGGAGGAGGAGGACAGGCAAGCAAGGCCUCACUCAGGAAAGCAGGUUUUAAGUUCAAAGUCUGAGCAGUCGUGGGAGUGUGCCCAAUGUGAUUUAACCUUCGACCUUCAGAGUGCGCAUGCUGCUCAUGUACGGACUCACAAAGAGAUCCUCAAUAGCAGACAGAAAACCGGAUCUCCUAAAUCGUAAUAAACAUUGGACUUCGAAAGAACAUGUGUGAAAGAAAAGCAUAU